Molecule: messenger RNA, 1534 nt
Organism: Chenopodium quinoa (quinoa)
Lineage: Eukaryota; Viridiplantae; Streptophyta; Magnoliopsida; Caryophyllales; Amaranthaceae
Product: zinc finger transcription factor YY1
Exons: 6
Coding region: 168-1280 (370 amino acids)
Biological process (GO): regulation of transcription by RNA polymerase II
Cellular component (GO): transcription regulator complex; PcG protein complex
Molecular function (GO): DNA-binding transcription factor activity, RNA polymerase II-specific; RNA polymerase II cis-regulatory region sequence-specific DNA binding
Source: RefSeq, a predicted model, not a curated record
UACGAGUAAAAUUGUUAUGGUUUUUGGUAUGGCGCAAAACCGCCAUUGCUCUUGAUUUUCUCUCUCAUUCAAACCCUAAACCUAGUUUUACUCAUCAAUUCUUCAAUUGCAAUUCCCAAUUUUCUGAAGAUCAUCAAAUUCAAAUUCGGAGUGAUACAGAUUAAUUGAUGGAGACUCAGAUGUCGUAUAGUUUGUUCGACAGACGACCAAUUGUAAAAUCCAAAACACCAGCUUUGAAAUGGGUUAAAGAAUGGGUUCCUCAAGAUGUUGUGGCUACUGGAGGGAAAUGCUAUCUUCUAAAAUGGAUUACAGAGGAUGCCUUGAAGGCUUUGAAAGAGAAGGCAAAAGAACCAGAGGCACCAGAACCAGAGCCUGAACCAACAACGGAGGUUCUUUUCCUUUGUAGCUAUGAAGGUUGUGGAAAGACUUUUAUUGAUGCUGGGGCUUUGAGAAAACACUCUCAUAUCCAUGGAGAGAGGCAAUAUGUUUGUCACUACGAGGGGUGUGGAAAGAAAUUUUUGGAUAGUUCAAAGUUAAAGAGACAUUUUCUUAUUCAUACCGGUGAAAGAGAUUUCGUAUGUCCCCACGAGGGAUGUGGUAAGGCUUUUUCCUUGGAUUUCAAUUUGAGAUCCCAUAUGAAAACGCAUUCCCAAGAAAAUUAUCACAUCUGUCCGUAUUCUGACUGUGGAAAGCGAUAUGCUCAUGAAUAUAAACUUAAAAAUCAUAUUGCAUCUCACCAUGAAAAGAAUUCAGCUGAAGUCGUAAAAUACACCCCGCCCUUUGAGAAACCUGUAAAAACUCCCAAGCCUGCUAGUGCAGCGUAUUCCGCAUCCUCAGAUAGGCCUUUUACUUGCCCUUAUGAAGGAUGUGAUAAGGCCUACAUUCACGAGUAUAAGUUGAACCUCCAUUUGAGGAGAGAACAUCCUGGCCACUAUGCAGAAGAAAAUGCUAAGACUCCACAGCCUAACAAUGUUGAUAAUGAGAUGGAUGAAGCCAGUGACCAAGAUGCUUAUGCCUACAAACGCUCAACUGGAAAGAAUUUGAAACAGAGUAGACCUAAGCCAAACAUAAAAUUACCGCCGUCAAAGAUGACACAGCGUAAAAGUUCUGGUAUUUCUCCUGCUAACGUGAGUAUGAUUAAAAAACCUUGGCCAAUUAAAGGGGACAUGUAUGAGGAAGAAGACAGUGAAGAAACAGAAGAAGAUCGUGAUAAUGGUGAAGAUGGAUUGAGGUAUCGGGAAAAUAACGAGGAUGACGAUGAGGAGACGGACGAGGAUUAACUGUCAAAUUAAUGCAACAUGUAAUUGCAACCUUUCUGUGUUGCUCAGCUCUCUAUGGUUUAACUGUAAAAAUGGCGGCUUCUGGAAAACUUAGGUGUUUGAUUGCAUCUUCAUAGCUAAUAUUGAUCAUCUAAUCAAUCUCUUUUUCGUUUCCGGUGAAAGUUUAGCUAAAAAAAAAAUACAAAUGGGAAAGAUGUAUCAACUUGAUUUUACCUAGGCUAUAUUUCAGUUUACCUUGUUUGACUUAUUGCCUA